GCGCUGAGUGAGCCCGGCCUCCCUGCUGGUCUAGCCCCUGGCUGCUCGGCCAUCUUCACCCCCUCUCGGGUCGGUUUUGUCUGUAAACGCAGCAGAGAUGCCGAUGGAAGGGGAGCCCAGCAGUCUGGCCAAAGUCGCUCAGCUCUUCAUCCUGUCUCUGGCCUGGGGGAUGCAGAUAUGGGUCACCUUCAUCUCAGGGUUUGUGCUGAUCCGGAGCGUGAGCCGACACACCUUCGGUCUGGUCCAGAGCAAGCUUUUCCCCUUCUACUUCUACACCCUGGUGGCCUGCGCCGUCCUCAACCUCUCCAUCUUCGCCUGCUACCACCCCCGAGAGCUGCUGAGCACUGGGGAGACCCUGCAGGGUGCUCUCUACUUCGUCUGCCUCCUCCUGGCCAGUGUUAAUGCCCUGGGCUUGUCCCCGGCCACUACGGCGGCCAUGUUCCGGUUGCAGGCCAUCGAGCGGGAGCACGGCCUGGGCGGGGAGGUGGGGCUGGCAGCCCGGCGUGAGACGUACCAGCAGCUGCGGGAGAGGGACCCCAAGUACCAGGCCGCGCGGCAGACGUUCUUCAGACGCCACGGGUUGUCGUCCCUCUGCAACCUCGUCUGCCUCGCCUGCAACGGAGUCAACCUGCUGUGCAUGGCGCUCCACCUCAGCAGCCUGUAG
This is a messenger RNA of Emys orbicularis (European pond turtle), 664 nucleotides long. It is a transcript of the gene TMEM205, whose product is annotated as transmembrane protein 205. The record is from RefSeq and is a predicted model, not a curated record. NCBI's taxonomy places the organism in Eukaryota, Metazoa, Chordata, Testudines, Emydidae. The coding region runs from base 98 to 664 and encodes 188 amino acids. The transcript is spliced from 4 exons.